This is a messenger RNA of Fonsecaea erecta, 1188 nucleotides long. RefSeq lists its product as hypothetical. The coding region runs from base 1 to 1188 and encodes 395 amino acids. Gene Ontology annotation, molecular function: pyrimidine nucleotide transmembrane transporter activity. Lineage: Eukaryota; Fungi; Ascomycota; Eurotiomycetes; Chaetothyriales; Herpotrichiellaceae. The record is from RefSeq and is a predicted model, not a curated record. Gene Ontology annotation, biological process: pyrimidine nucleotide import into mitochondrion. Gene Ontology annotation, cellular component: mitochondrion. The transcript has a single exon.
AUGUCCUUCGAGAGAGAACCCGAACAGACUCCUGCCAUCUUAACAUCUCAAUCACUCCGGUCAUCCCAAUAUGCUACGCCGAUCGACCACACCAACCUCUCACCGAAUAUGUCUCCGUCUCCUUCGAGAGACUCCGCUAUCGCCCGCAUCCAGAUACAGUCGACACAAAUUCCGAAGGCGUGGGUGUCUCCCAUCUGCGGCGCCGGCGCCGGCUUUGCCUCAGGCAUUGUCACUUGUCCUCUCGAUGUAAUCAAGACGAAGCUUCAGGCGCAAGGCGGAUUCACACAGCGAGUCCAGUCCAAGAAUCCAUAUGGAAGCAUUCAACAACCGUACAAAGGCAUCAUUGGCACUGGCAGCGUCAUAUGGCGAGAAGAAGGUAUCCGUGGCAUGUAUAGAGGCUUGGGGCCCAUGCUGCUGGGCUACUUGCCGACAUGGGCUGUCUAUCUGACGGUAUAUGAAAAUACUCGAGAGUUUUGGUAUGAUCAGUGUGGCAGCUGGUGGGUGGCUCGCUGCUAUUCAUCGCUCACCGCCGGCGCUUGUUCCACCGUCUUGACAAACCCCAUCUGGGUCAUCAAAACUCGGUUGAUGUCCCAGUCCAACAAAUCUGCUACCGCUAGCGACGGGAUGCGUGCUCCCUGGCACUACACUUCUACACUCGACGCCGCUCGCAAAAUGUACCGCACUGAGGGACUCCGAUCUUUCUACUCUGGCUUGACACCGGCAUUGCUAGGUCUCACUCACGUGGCCGUCCAAUUUCCGCUGUACGAAUAUUUCAAGAUGAAAUUCACUGGGUAUGGCAUGGGUGAGCAUCCACCCGAAGAUAGUACCUCAAAUUGGCUCGGCAUCUCCGCCGCUACAUUUUUGAGCAAGGUCUGUGCGUCGACAGCCACCUAUCCUCACGAGGUUUUGCGCACUCGUCUCCAAACACAACAACGCAGGUCAGCGCUUACGACUUCGGAUGGCAUGAAAGUACAAGCGCGCUACUCGGGCGUGUGGCAUAUGUGCAAGGUCAUUCUCCAAGAGGAAGGCUGGCGCGCAUUCUAUGCCGGUAUUGGUACCAACCUCAUCCGUGCGGUCCCGGCGGCCAUGACUACCAUGCUGACCUACGAAUGGUUGCGGAACGCCAUCACUCGAGCGCAGGAAAAGGGUGAAGAGCUGAAAAAGUCGACUGACGAAUACCCUGUAUGA